Labrus bergylta (ballan wrasse) is the source of this 3680-nucleotide messenger RNA. RefSeq names its product RAC-beta serine/threonine-protein kinase. Gene Ontology annotation, molecular function: protein serine/threonine kinase activity; ATP binding. Gene Ontology annotation, cellular component: nucleus; cytoplasm. The record is from RefSeq and is a predicted model, not a curated record. Gene Ontology annotation, biological process: protein phosphorylation. NCBI's taxonomy places the organism in Eukaryota, Metazoa, Chordata, Actinopteri, Labriformes, Labridae.
AGAAAUAUUGUAUUUUCCUGGGUGGAUGGCCUUCACUGGAUAAAGCCUGUCUAAACGGCACUGAUAGCCUGCUAGUACAACGUGGGAGAGGGCUGCUGAAAUGUGCGUCAAAUCUUUAUGUUACAUUGCUAAAUGUAAAGUUAGUCGUAUGAAUAAUCAGUUGAUUAGCGGCUCAUAAUACAAGGCUUUGACCAAGUUACCUCGACAUUAGCAACGCUACAUCUGUAACUUGGACGAAGGCAAAUGAUCGCUACACAGGUGCUGUCUAAAUUUGUUGACUGGGACUGAGACUUGAUUGGGUCUGUGAAAUCCGCUUUUCCCCUCUCUGUAAGACAUCUCUGGCCAUGAAUGAAGUUAAUAUUGUCAGAGAGGGCUGGCUUCAUAAAAGAGGUGAAUAUAUCAAAACAUGGAGGCCAAGGUAUUUCAUUCUAAAGAGUGAUGGUUCCUUCAUUGGUUACAAGGAAAAGCCUGAUCUCAGUGACCAGACCUCCCCACCUCUCAACAACUUCUCAGUUGCAGAAUGUCAGUUAAUGAAGACUGAAAGACCCCGUCCCAACACAUUUGUCAUCCGUUGCCUGCAGUGGACCACUGUCAUUGAACGUACCUUCCAUGUGGACAGCAAUGAAGAAAGAGAGGAGUGGAUGCGAGCAAUUCAGUCAGUUGCAAAUAGUCUGAAGAUGAGGGAACAGGAGGAGGAGGAACCAAUGGAUGUGUUCGGCUCACCAAGUGAGAGCAGCUUGGAGGAGAUGGAGAUGGCUAUGUCUAAGAGUUGCUCCAAAGUGACAAUGAGUGACUUUGAGUACCUGAAGUUGCUUGGCAAAGGGACAUUUGGGAAAGUGAUUCUGGUCAAAGAGAAGUCCACUGGAGUACAUUAUGCCAUGAAAAUACUGCGCAAAGAAGUCAUAAUAGCAAAGGAGGAGGUGGCCCACACAGUCACAGAGAGCAGAGUGUUACAAAACACACGACAUCCCUUUCUCACGACUCUGAAGUAUGCCUUCCAGACUCACGAUCGACUCUGUUUUGUAAUGGAAUACGCCAACGGUGGUGAGCUCUUCUUCCACUUGUCACGUGAACGAGUGUUCACAGAAGACCGGGCACGCUUCUACGGUGCUGAGAUUGUGUCAGCGCUCGAGUAUCUCCAUUCACGUGACGUUGUUUAUCGUGAUCUGAAGCUUGAGAAUUUGAUGCUGGACAAGGAUGGCCAUAUCAAAAUCACAGAUUUUGGUCUUUGUAAAGAGGGGAUUACCCCUGAUGCCACCAUGAAAACAUUCUGUGGAACUCCUGAGUAUCUGGCACCUGAGGUCCUAGAAGAUAAUGACUACGGCCGGUCUGUGGACUGGUGGGGUCUGGGUGUGGUCAUGUAUGAGAUGAUGUGCGGCCGUCUGCCUUUCUACAACCAGGAUCAUGAACGAUUGUUUGAGCUCAUCCUUAUGGAGGAGAUUCGCUUCCCCAGGAACCUGAUGCCCGAGGCCAAGUCCCUACUGGCUGGCCUCCUCAAGAAGGACCCUAAGCAGAGGUUAGGUGGAGGUCCCAAUGAUGCCAAAGAAGUAAUGAAUCACAAAUUCUUUAUCACCAUCAACUGGCAGGAUGUCGUACAGAGGAAGCUCACCCCUGUCUUUAGACCACAAGUGACCUCAGAGACAGACACCCGUUACUUUGAUGAGGAGUUCACAGCCCAGACUAUUACUCUUACUCCUCCAGACAAGUAUAAUAGGUUGGACUGCGAGGACCCAGGCCAGCAAGCUCAUUUCCCCCAGUUCUCUUAUUCUGCUAGCAUAAGAGAGUGAAAGCUGCUCUGCCCCAUAGACCCACACCAAAACACACAAACAAAAGGAUCCCUUUCAUCUUUAAAAUGCCCUUUACCUCUAUCCUGGACUAAGUUUUAGUCCCAUCAGUUUCUAAGUGCCUGGACUUUGGGCCAUAUGGUUCUAGAAAAGCCUUCUUUUGUCUACACUACAUACAAAGCCAGGCCACACUGAAUCGAACUGGAGUACCUUUCAUAUUAAUGGCUCAGCACAACGUGAGAAUAUCCAGAAUCCAGAAUCUGUCAGGAGUCCAUAGCACCUUCGGUGGCCUUUAAAAAGCUUCCACAGAUAAUCUUAAACACUAUCCUUUUAUGUCUUAUGAGAAACCUUAACAGUUCACGAUUGUUCCAAGUGCUGUUCUUCAAAUCUAUGAACUAGCUGUUACCAAGGAUGACAGGUUUAUCUAUGAGGGAGGAAGAAGCAUGAAGUUGGUGGGGGGGGGGUUUGCUUGUUUUUUUUGCUAGGUGUGUAUGUGGAUAUUCUUGUUUUUGUUUUUUGGUUGUUUUUGUUUUUUUAGAAAAUAGUGGCAAGAUAUCCAACCUGUAUGUCUAUAUUCAGGCCGAAGGGCCAGUGACAGCAUGAGCUUUGGUGUGUGUGCCUUUAGAAAACAAUUUCCAAGUAUACAUCAGCAAAAAGAGCUGAAUUCUGAUGACACAUGAUGAUCAAACUGUCCUGUUUCAAAUCAAAUCAAUUUAAUGAAAACAAAAACACAUUUUGUUUUGUUUCAUCUAUGAAUGUGAUCCUCUUUAAUAAAUCUUUCAAGUGUAACAAGUGACUUAUAAUGAAAAAAAUAUUCCAACAGAUAUUUAAUCUCCAUGGGGAGAAGAAUACACCAUACCCCAAUAUCCAUUUGAAGUCUAAGUCAUAAUUAUGUGUACCUCUCGUGAUCAGAUAGUUGAUAAUCAAGUCAACACUUGUCAGUUUAGAAUAUUUUUUAUCAAAUUUAUUGUUCUUGUUUUUCAACUUUUUUGUUAAAUGAAAAUAAAUGUUAGCAUCCCCAAAGUAAAGAACCACUAAACCAUGUUAUUAUUCACACUUUGAUGUUGCAUAGGCACUACUGUUGAAACAGGGAUUACCUGCCUAGAACCAAACAGAAAUCAACGCUUGUCAGGACAAUUCCUAUUUAGAGUUAUAACAUUUGUUAGCCUUAAAGGUUUUUUAAUUUCAAAUUCAUUCAACUUUGAUGCAUUUUUCACACAUUGCUAAGAAUGUAGACGUUUGCCUAAUAACUCACCUUCUCACAUUUACCUGCUGGAUACUGUACAAGUUAAUUAUAGAGAAAUAGCCGACCUUGGAUUUCCGUUAUUGACCAAUGAGAAUCAAAUAUUCAAUAUAUAUUCAAGCCUGUAAUAAGAUGUCAAAUCUUCCUGGCUUUUGUUUAUCUGUCAUCUUUUGCUGCUUUGUUUAUUGUUCUGUUUGCUACCUCAGGACAUCCAAACUGCUGCAUUUCACUCUUUUCUGAGGUGCUUAAAUAUCUUCAAGGGAGGAGCAUGAACAUGGUCUAUCUUGAGAUAGUUUGAGUGCAAUUGUGACAUUCAAGGAUGCGCUUUUAUUAUUUUGGAUUCUCUUCUAUGCACUGCACUGUUUAAAUGAAAAGCUGGUGCAGACAACCUGCUCAAGUUUUUAUUCGUCACAAAGCCUUCUACCACUUGUAGUGUUUUAAAAAUCAUUUCUGUUUUUUGUGUGUCAUUGUAUUAGUUCUUAACCUAUUUUCUUCCCUCCAUGCUUCUUGAACCUCCAUCACAUUCAUAAAUUAAGGAAACUCAUAAUUGUUUAACUGACUUUCACCUUUAAUAUUAAUUUCAAACAAUUUGUUUCUAUUUGUCUAUGAAUGUAAUUAUGAAAGACAAUGAUCAAUAAAUGUCUUAUUUUGAA